AUGCCUAUAACCGAACUAGUGGCCAAGGCCCGUGCGUUGUUGCAGUCGUCGCGAGCGGAGGCGGCGUUGACGCUUCUUCAGGCAAAUUUUGAGCCCUAUACCGAAGACGUUCAGUUCCUCCAGAUCUUCGGAGAGACUUUGUUGGAGAACAACGACGUGGAAAAUGCCUACGAAGUGUUGACCAAGGCCUGUUCCAGCGAUCCCAAGGCAGAUGCUGGUGUGGAGAAGUUCUUCUACCUUGGUCAGAUCAUAGGUGGCCAGGACGGGUUGGCGUUGCUCGAUAUUGGGUUGAAUAAAUUGAACAGUCAUCUCGAUAAGCCUGAAUUGACCAAAUACGUGAUCAAGAAGUUGAACCAGGGUAUCUUUGCCAAAAUCGAGAUCUGGAUGACCGAUUUGUGUAUGGAAGAAGAGGCCGAGUCCAAGUGUGACGAGUUGAUCAACUACUCGUUGAGCUUGGAUGCCCAGAACCCCGAGGCAUUGAGUUUGUUAGCAUCCAUUAGAAUCUCCCAGCAAAGACCUGACGAGGCCAGACAAGCAUUAUCACAAUCAUGGGCUAUUUUCAAGCAGAAGAAGAUCACGCUUGAAGAGUCCGCCAACAAGAUCAGAGACAGUGGAGAUUCCGAAGAAUCCGACUCGUUUGAAGUCGGUUUGGAGUAUAUCGAGUUGAUCCAGCCUUUGUUGACCUUGGCCAGAUUUGCCAUUGAAAUGGAGCUCUACGACACCACCAUAGAAAUUGCUUCCAGCAUCCAGGAUGUGAACGAGAGCAUUCUAGAACCAUACUACUACGAAGCCUUGGCUGGCUUGUUCAAUGCUAAGAAGUUGUACGUCGAAACCUCCAAAGAACAAUUGGAAGAUUACAGAGACCUCGAAAUUGCCCUUUUGAAGAAAUCCACUAACGACGAGAUCAAGGCCCUGCUUGCCGAAGCCAAGAGCACCUUGACUCUGGCCUACAAAAUCAUCAAUAGCGAGGGUGAAAACGACCCAGAGGUGGUGGAGCAAGUUCAAAUUCUCUUGGAAGAAUUGGGAGGUCCAGUGAUGAGCGAGUUAAUGCCCCAAAGAGUUGACGAAGAGGGCUGGGAAGAUGAAAUCGAGAGUGAGGGCGAAUAA
Molecule: messenger RNA, 1107 nt
Organism: Suhomyces tanzawaensis NRRL Y-17324
Lineage: Eukaryota; Fungi; Ascomycota; Pichiomycetes; Serinales; Debaryomycetaceae
Exons: 2
Coding region: 1-1107 (368 amino acids)
Molecular function (GO): protein binding
Source: RefSeq, a predicted model, not a curated record